This is a messenger RNA of Botrytis cinerea B05.10, 1559 nucleotides long. RefSeq lists its product as hypothetical. Gene Ontology annotation, molecular function: oxidoreductase activity. Lineage: Eukaryota; Fungi; Ascomycota; Leotiomycetes; Helotiales; Sclerotiniaceae. The coding region runs from base 154 to 1200 and encodes 348 amino acids. The record is from RefSeq and is a predicted model, not a curated record. The transcript has 4 exons.
GUUUACAAUAUUUCACCGUGGUCUUUCGCCAUGACGCCAAGUCUCUUUCCAGACUUUCAAGGUAUAUAAGGUAGGCAGGCCCCUCGCUGGUUUUGGAAUGUAUAUACAACGCCUUCCUCGAAAAGCCAUAGCCUCUAAUCAAUAAUACUCAACAUGGCAGCGCUCCCCAAAACUUACAAGGCCUUCCGUCGUACGGUUGAUACCACUCCCACCACACUCGAGCAGACUACCGAGGAGAUUCCGGCAACACUCAGUCCAAAUGAUGUCCUAAUCAAGAUUCAUGCAGUAUCUUUGAACUACAGAGAUGUAGCAAUGAUGCAUGGCAAGUACCCAGUCGAGGUCAUAGAUCACGGGGUCCCCGCCAGUGAUUGCGCAGCAGAAGUCAUGAAAGUUGGUUCCAAUGUCCAUGACUUCAAAGUUGGGGACCGAGUUGCUCCAAUCUUUGACAACAAUAACUUCGACAGUACAAGAGAUGAAAAUUCAGUCUUGGGAGGUGAUAUCGACGGCGUUUUGCGAGAAUACGCCGUGUUCCAUCAGGACGUGCUAUUUCACCUUCCAAAGCAUCUUUCAUGGGAGGAGGCUUCAACUAUCACCUGCGCCGGUGUGACUGCAUGGAAUGCUCUAGAUAUGCCGAGAAACAAAGGCACCGCUCUUCUCCAAGGCACUGGCGGAGUAAGCUCUUUUGCAUUGUUAAUAUGCUUGGGCGCAGGUAUCAAACCCAUCAUUACUUCUUCCUCGGAUAAAAAGCUCGACAUCGCAAAAGCAGUUGGAGAAGCGGGCGAGGUCGAGACAAUCAACUAUCGAACGUAUCCCAAGUGGGAAGAAGAGGCCCUCAAGCUCACGAAUGGUCGCGGAGUUGACAUUGUGGUUGAUAAUGUGGGCCCGACACAAGCUGCUCAGAGUCUCACUGCUCUCGCAAGAAGGGGCGUGCUUUCUUUGGUUGGGUUUCUAGGCGGGUUCAAAGCGGAGCAGAUCCCAGAUUUGUUCUCUCCAACCCUGCAUAAAUCCUUGGUUAUAAGGGGAAUAGCGGUUGGCGACAAGAAAGACCACCAAGACCUUUGCGGCUUCUUAGAAUUGAAGAAAAUCAGUUUGAAAGGGAUUGUAGAUCCCGGCGUGUUUUCGUUCAAAGACUCUCAGGCUGCAUUUGACGCGCUCUAUGAUGGAACCAAGCACCAGGGUAAAAUUGUUAUUAGGAUCUAGGCUAAAGCUUGUUCUUCAUAAUAUGCUUAAGAGUGCUGUAGAUACAGUCGUGAGUUUCUCUGGAAAGUCAGUACUCUAAGUUGUCUUCACCAGACGAUGAUGACCACAGUCGUCAAACAAUUUCCAUUAGCCUAAAUCCCGGUCCAAUCGUCAUUCUUUAUUCCCUCCCUCUUUGCAAAGCUCGUCGCAGUCCCAUAGUUUUACUCAACUUCAAUGUCAUCUCAUGCUCUCAAACUCUUCUUUUAAGAUCAUGUUUCAUCAAAUUAAUAUCUAAGGUUAAUCGCAAGUGGAAAGAACUUUAGAAUUGAAAGAAAGAAUAAUAUUAUUAGAUUUUUUAAACUGAAUCUAAUUCAAUCCUA